This is a messenger RNA of Symbiodinium sp. CCMP2456, 3597 nucleotides long. The record is from the annotation of a GenBank genome assembly. NCBI's taxonomy places the organism in Eukaryota, Dinophyceae, Suessiales, Symbiodiniaceae.
AUGUCGUCCUCAGCGCCCUGCCCCGCGCUGCAGACUCCAAGACCUCGACGAAUCCGUGAGUCGCGCUACGAGGAUGUCAAGCGCUUCGUAACGCCCUUGUCCUAUCGCAUGAAGAAGGCAAAGCAAGACUCCGAGGCCACGGAAAGCACGGGAGUCGGACAGGAUGAUGUGGGCAGCGAAGACGACAAAGACGCAAAAGAAGUCGCUCCAGCGAGACCAGGGAAGGCUGCAUCCGGGAAGGAGACUUCGCGGCAGAAUGAAGCGAGUCGCAGACGAGGGACUGAAGCAAACGUGAAGAUGGUCAACAGGCCUGGCAGAAUGACAGCGACUGCUGCUGUGCCAGGUAGCCAAGUUGGACAGAGUCCUCGGGUAAGGGAGGUCUCACAACCAAACAGUGAGGCCUCAACCUUGUCCCGGAGAGCUUGGAUGUCCACAUCGGGAGCUACCGUUGCACCUGUUGUAGCCACUCCUCGAAGAACGGCUGGUGGGCCGGCCAGGAAGGUGCGAGCGACGGUCGUGCCGCCACCUUCCUCGCCAGGGCAAGCGGCCGCGAAAGAUCUCUCUGCGACGGCACCACCGGCACCACCCUUCAGGAUGGGCGCCUACACCGUGGCCGUGCCAGUCCGAUUGCCUGCUCGGAGUCAGUCGCCCUCGAGAUCGGCCCACCAAACGCCAGACAGGCCCUGUGCAGUGGCCGUGGCCACCGCUUCAGCUACACCUACAGUGUGCUCCGUCCCUCUUGGCCCCCUCGGCAGGUGCAGCUCGUGCGAGCCACCCAAGCUGCGGCGUGUCACUGUCACGCAGUCCUGCUCCGCACCAUCGCUGUUCCCACAGCCGCCUCUGCCCGCCGAAUCCCAAUCGCUGGCGCAACUUGUUAUCCAGCAGCUGAACGGUCCGGCUCGGCAGGAGCAGCGCUGCUCCGUCGUGCCACAGCAUGCAAUCCCGCGGCAGCUACAGAGUUCCACGGCCGUGCCCGCAGAACACGCCGUCAAUGCUGCAGCCACCACUCAACAGGUCCACCUGAAGGACUUCAAGCCCCUUCUAAGACAACUCUUUGAAGAGGAAAGUUCGCAAACACAGUCGGCCGAGCAGCUCCAAAGCAAGAUCGACCAGCUGCAGGCUCUACAGCAGAUAUUGCAGGUGCAACAGCGAGGCCUCAAACAGCAGCAGCAGGCGCUGCAGCGGCCGGAGGCCAAAGCCGCUCGAACUGCAUGUGCCCUCCUGGCAUCGUGUAGCAGUGAGGUUUCAUGUACAGAUGCCGACGAAUGCGCGUAUAUUGAGUUUGGCGGUUAUGGUGAAGGUGAAACGUUGACUGGGAAGUGCAGAUCUGGGGCAUCCCUCAUCAAGAAUGCGAAGCCCACGCGAGAUCGGGCGCUGAAUCUCGGGGAAGCGAAGGAACUGCUCAAGGCCUUCCGAGAGAUCGCAAGCACAAAGGACUUUCAGAAGACUUUAGGCAACAUACACAAGCAAGGGUCGGAAGCGGUGCAGAGAAUGCAGCCCAUGUUUGUUGGCCAGUCCUUUAAUCGGACGAUGGCAAUGUAUGAUUUUCCGCUCACAACGGAAGGGUACCAGGACAUGGCACGUGGCGUCAGCAAGCAUUCGUGGAAUAUCCAUGUCAAAGCUCAAGCUCACGAGGUUGAGCGCUUGCUGAGAAUGCCACCCGGAGCUUUCUUCGGGAUACCUGGAGAGCCUGGCCAGGAGCAGGAUUUCCCUCCUCUUCCGGAGGACGAGACCAGCAAGACUCCAGCAAAGGUGCCACCACGACAGGAGCCUCUACCGCCAAAGUCGAAAUCGCGGCAGGGCAUCGAGGUGCUGGCCCGACAUGCAGUUGACAAUGCAGAGGUGCGAGUGGCACUUCCGUAUGACGCCACUUUCUUUGACUGCAAGCAGGCGAUAUCCAAAUUUCUGGGUCGCGACGAGAUCCUGCGCAAGGGCAGGCUUGUGCAGAAAAAAGGAGGCGUCUAUUCAACCUACAAGGAUGACGAUCCCAUCGGAGACGUUCGUCAGGUUUUAGUACUGGGUGCUGAUCUUCGAACGGUCGAAGACCAAGAAGACGAUCAACCACCCCCAAUCCAUCCGUAUGCCGCGCAACCCAAAACACCUGUGCAGAGCCCCAACGAGGGCUCGCGAGCAGGUGUCGACUCGUACUCUGUGUCCCGCCGCCGUGAGGGGCUAGAGCCACCACCUCGAGCAAAGGACUCUGCGUAUCCAAGUGCAGAUCCUCCUCCCGCCCCGCCCAAACCACCUGAGCCCAAACCGACACCCAAGAAGGCCGCUCCACCACCCAAGCCCAAGCCACCUCCACCACCACAGCAGUAUGAGAUCAGGAUAAGACAUGCCGUCGAGGCAGGACCCGAGAUCACACUGACUAUAUGGACGAACUGGACUUUCGAUGCUGUUCGGGAAGCCUUGGCCAAGAAGCUUGGAAGGGAUGACAUCCGACGGAAAGCGAGGUUCGUGUUCAAGGCGAGUGCUGGCACAUCGCCAUGGAUCGCCUUCAAGGACCAGGAGACUGUUGGCUGGGCACCAGAUGGCUCCCGUCGCAACGAGCUGAUGAUGCUCGGCUCGCUGCUUAGCCGGCUGCUGGUCGUUGGUGUUGAGCUUGACGACACAGAGCCUGUAGAGACUGCCCUGCCGUUGGACUCCAUGAAGCGACUUCUUCAGGAACUCGAGAACGUCUGUGCGCAGGAUGAUUUGCAAGUGCAGUUGGAGAAAUUGCACGAGCGAGGCGGCAUAGCGUUGCAGCUCGGCAUCACUCAACUCAUGGGACAGGCAGUGCAGAAGGCGACUGAGCUCGUCCUCGGCAGGGCGUGGAAGCUUCAGAGAGUAAUCGAUGCCGUCAAGGUGCACUCAAGUGAUCAGUCUGUCCGAUCGUUGGCAGAAGGUGUUGAAAGGCGACUUCGACUCGAACCGGGGAUGCUCUUCAGUCGUCCUCAGGAUCCGCGGGAUGCUCGCAGCAGUGCGAGCAGGGCGCCGAUGGGUCGCAGUGCCAUGGAGGAGCUGGAUCACGUCGAGUCGAACGAUGAGCCAGCUGGACUGCCAGAGCUCAGCGUCCAACAGGUGAUUGCCAUGCAGCGGGAGCUUCAUGCAGGAUUUGCAGACCCCGCCUUUCAGAGGAGGCUCGACAUCCUGGAGAACUUCCAUGCAAAGGAUCCCAAGCUCAUCCCGAUGAGACAAGAGCUGUUCCUGUCAGUUCAGAGCAAGGUUCUGCCGAAGUAUGGCUUCCAGGGAAGCUUGAAGGGCGUCUUCGACAUGCUGGAAGUCUUCCGCCGACCCGACCUGCAGCACAACGGGGAGUUCGUAUGCAUUGUUUGUGCUAUUCUGCUCCAGGGCUGCCCUGACACAUGCACCACGGACGGCGAGCUGACCGUGUGCUGCCCCAGUGUCUUCUGCAAGAAUGAUAAUGGAUGCUGUCUCGAGGAUCCGCUGAACUUAUGUUCCUCGGAAAGCAAUCAGACAGGUCGUCUUCUUGAAUUCGUCAGGGCAAAGAAGGCGGCCGGCGGAUGUCUGGAAGAGAGGCUAGAAGAACCCAUUGUCAUGAAUGGCAUAAUUGACGAGCCUACGACCACCACCACCUUGAAUGCAAGCUCUCGUUGA